AUAUGUUGUUGUUCGCAAGCUAGGUUGGGGACACUUUUCCACUGUUUGGCUUAUCAGAGAUACAAAAACAGGGAAUCAUUUUGCAAUGAAAGUUGUGAAAUCUGCAAAACACUAUACUGAGACGGCCAUGGAUGAAAUUAAAUUAUUAGAGCGUGUGACAGAAGCCGAUCCAACCGCUAUAGGUGCGCAGUAUGUUACAGCAGUUGUAGACCAUUUCACAGUAAAAGGACCAAAUGGCUCUCAUGUUUGUAUGACAUUCGAGGUAUUGGGAGAGAAUCUACUAUCUUUAAUCAAGCGUUAUAAAAGCCGAGGCAUACCUAUGCAUUUGGUAAAGCAAAUUGCCAAGCAAAUGUUAUUGGGACUUGACUACCUACAUCGGCAAUGUGGUAUCAUUCAUACAGACUUGAAACCGGAAAAUGUUCUUAUGUACCUUGAAAAUGCGGAAGAAUUGUUGAAAAAAAUUGAUACGCCAUACUCGGAAGACAAUGUUGGAACAAACGACACAAUUGCAACUUCAUCAGAAAGCCGCAGUCGUGGUAGGAGUCGUGCACGAAGAUCAGGCCGUGUGAAAAUGGUUGCUUCGCAACCUCUGUCUAAAGAUACCUCGGAUCCUACCCCUGAUGAUGAGAGAGGUAGACGAAACGGUUCUGGGAAACGUUCCAGAUCUAGCUCACAUAACGAUGGCAACUUGGAAAAUAUCAAGAUCAAAAUAGCCGAUUUGGGCAACGCUUGUUGGAUGGAUCAUCAUUUUACAGAAGAUAUUCAAACAAGACAGUAUCGUUCUCCAGAAGUUAUCAUAGGUGCAAGAUGGGAUGCAGGCGCAGAUAUUUGGAGUUUAGCGUGCAUGAUUUUCGAAUUGUUAACUGGUCAAUAUUUGUUUGAUCCUCAGAAGGGUUCUAGAUUUAAUAGAGAUGACGAUCAUCUUGCCCAAAUAAUUGAAUUAGUGGGUCCUAUAAAUAAGAGUUUCGCAUUAUCUGGUAAGAAUUCGUCUGAUUUCUUCAAUCAUAGAGGUGAACUUCGCCAUAUUCACCGAUUGAGAUAUUGGUCCCUGGAAGAUGUACUACAUGAUAAAUAUGGCUACCGUCGUUCUGAAGCCGAAGAGAUUGCCAGCUUUCUGAGUCCCAUGUUGACCUAUGAGAAUCGUGCACGCGCUGGUGAUCUUUUGACUCAUCCUUGGUUAUAUGAUGUGGAGCCUAUUUUACCAGAAGAGAAUGCUGACAAGGCUCGCUGGAGAGGUGAUCGCCCCUGGAAGGAUUGGGAAAAUGAUCAUCAGAAGCGAAGGUUGCGCUGACCCGUCUGCAAGUGAAAACUUCUGACAUUCUAACAAGUGAUAUUCAUUAAACAAAUACCUGAAAAAAACUGUACGUUAUUUUAGUUAAAGUACAUUUCGCCCAUAUUGUAAAUUUCUACAUCCAAAGCCGCUUAAUCAUAAACAUUACUUAUAACUUCGUUUCUUAAAAAAUUGCAUCAAA
Molecule: messenger RNA, 1472 nt
Organism: Mycotypha africana
Lineage: Eukaryota; Fungi; Mucoromycota; Mucoromycetes; Mucorales; Mycotyphaceae
Product: kinase-like domain-containing protein
Exons: 5
Coding region: 86-1291 (401 amino acids)
Biological process (GO): regulation of mRNA processing; protein phosphorylation; spliceosomal complex assembly
Molecular function (GO): protein kinase activity; ATP binding
Source: RefSeq, a predicted model, not a curated record